Messenger RNA from Batrachochytrium dendrobatidis JAM81, 240 nucleotides. RefSeq lists its product as uncharacterized. The transcript has 2 exons. The coding region runs from base 1 to 240 and encodes 79 amino acids. NCBI's taxonomy places the organism in Eukaryota, Fungi, Chytridiomycota, Chytridiomycetes, Rhizophydiales. The record is from RefSeq and is a predicted model, not a curated record.
AUGUGUAUGCAAUACAAAAAUCAAUCCAAUGACAGUCCAGCUGAUGAAUCUACGCCGCUCAUCUCUACCACUAAUGCUGACUUGCAUUCAAUUGAUAUUGACGAUUUAAGCGUGUCGGUUCAAAAUGCACAAAUCGCCGAACAGGAUAGGACGAAGCUGCGUAUUUAUUUCAAUUUAAAAGGACGUAUUGAUGCAAGGCAGAUGAUGCUAUCCAUUCACUUGAUCAGGUCUGAACCUUGA